Molecule: messenger RNA, 2245 nt
Organism: Chelonia mydas (Green sea turtle)
Lineage: Eukaryota; Metazoa; Chordata; Testudines; Cheloniidae
Exons: 5
Coding region: 892-2049 (385 amino acids)
Source: RefSeq, a predicted model, not a curated record
CACUCUUAAAAUUCACUUAAAAUCACCACCAGGGUCUCAGAGCAUCAAGCUGUGCACAUUACCCUGCUUGCUCCGCCACUGUGAUGUUGGACCCCCCCCAUCCAGGAUGCUACUGUUAUACUGGGGUCCCAUUGAGCCCACCCAUUCCAUCAGCCUGGGCUUUCUCACUCUCUCCUUGCUGUGCCAGGUCCUCAAGCCUUCUCUAGCACACACACAGGAGUAGUAUAUGGCUCGAUAGCAUUCAUCACCAUGCAUUUUUGACAGGUUUCCACGCCCCCUUUGGGACUUAUUUUCCGCCCUCCAACCCUGUUUCCGUUGGUGCCGAAGUUUGGCGCCAUUGGCCAUUUUGAAAAAAAAAUGUUCUUGUAUUUGAAUGGGGGAGUAUUGUGUGUGUUUGUGCUUGGAUACAUUUAGAGAAAAAGGUCGAAAGACUAGAGUGAGAGAGUUUAAGAUGAUAAAAGAAAGUCUGGGUAAGGUUUAGAGGAAAAAAAGGAAAGAAAGGUUAUUUGGGGAGGUAGAGAAAGGAGAGAGGAUUGUAAAGAGAGAAAAAAAUAAAGCAGUAAGAGAGUCUGUGUUACUGAACACAUGCAGAGUGAAACAUCCUACCCCAGCGACUGGUGGUAGUGAAAUGAUAGCUGUUCUGGGUGGUGCUCCUGGGGAGCUAGUCCCUCCUUUCAGUGGAUCAAUCUGUAGCUAUUUUACAGCUAGGUCACAGAAUGCACUUGUUGAACCUAUUCUGUAGUCCCAAAAUUUUAAACCAGAGCCUUUUAGAAAUGGACUAGUGCGGGGCGGGUUAUUUGAAAAACUCUAACCAAUGAGCAUUUGGCCAUGUGUAUAAAGCCACAUAUUUUGGGAGCAGGGCUUUAAAACUGGGAGCCUAGACACAAAGACAUGUCCAUGUACAAGACACCUACAGAAGCCAAGAAGCCAGAAUUGCCCCUGGGUGCACCAGUUCGUGUUCAGAAGAGAAGACCCUUUUACGCUUAUUUUGCUAAUGAGGCGGGACCAUUACUGAACCCCGUAUUUCAUCCUGAAAUUGAACCUAAGAAACAGGAAGACUUUAUGGAGCCACAACCAUUUGUAAAAGAAAAAAAGGAUAAAGUGCGAAAAAAUUUGUUGUCGGCUUUGGAGGAAGCCGACUCGAAGGCAGAGGUAGGAAUGGAAGAAGAACCUGUAUACGAGGACAUGGCAACUGAGGGACCGUUGGAGGAUAGUGAUGUCGAAAACCAACCGAUAAACCCCAAAUCAUGGAAAGACGGCGACGUUGUUACUGGCAAAGCAACAGAAGUGCAUGAUGAGAUUGCUGAAACGAUGACCGACGGAGCCCCCGCCUGUGGUGAUUCAGAAACAAACGACACAGCCUGGGGGUGCAGCGAGUGGUUGUCAAAUGUAGACCCAAAAGAACAUGAUGAGGAAGGUGCCAUGGGUCCGACGAUGCGUCUGCCGGGGAUGAUGAUUCAGAAUCAGACGAGGACAUCUUCAGAGGAUGAAGAGGAUAAAGAGAGGUGGCCCUUGAGAAGAAUAACCAUGAUAUGCACCUGUUGUUUUUGCAUGAAGCAAGAUUGUAAAAAAAAGUCUGUAAAAAGUAAGGAGGGUGACCAGCAGAGCUGCGAAGAUGAUGUUAUGGCCGAUAUUAUUAGGGCCGUUGUAGUAAAAACCAUUUACCACUGCUUGCAAAAACAACUUCUGGAAAACUGUGCAGCCUGCGUGGUAGGCGAGCCCAACUCAUUUAGUCACCCUUGUAUCUUUUGGGGUCGCUCAGAAGUAUUUCACCAGAUUAGACAUAUUUCUUCCAAACUGAAUGUGACCCAGCUUCUAAAUGUAAUUAUAGCUGAAGGCUACGAACUGAAAAAGCUUAACAUGACCACUGAAACUGUAACUGAAGUUGUUAAAAUGAUCAGGGAGGUUGCAGAGACAUCUGACCCGGUGGUCUUGCUGGUAGACCUGUCAAACGAGGUGGCAGCCAAAAUUGGCCGAUCAGUGUGUAGCAGGAUUCGUAAAAUGGAUUGUAAAACUUUUUACAUGCCAGCUCCUCACCCUAAAGGUUAAAAAAAAAUAGUGAUUAAGAUGUAUUGUAAAAUUAAAAAAAAGUUUGUAUAACCAUUUUCUAUAUUACUUUCCUUAUGCAUUAAAUAAAUGUGUAUAGUCGUACCGUAUAUUACUUUGCUGCUGCAUUAAAAGCUUGUCUUUUUUUUUAAAGUAAAAUGUGUAUAGCCUCUUCUGUAUUAAAUAAAAACAAAAGCAA